Messenger RNA from Serpula lacrymans var. lacrymans S7.9, 495 nucleotides. RefSeq lists its product as uncharacterized. The record is from RefSeq and is a predicted model, not a curated record. The coding region runs from base 1 to 495 and encodes 164 amino acids. The transcript has 4 exons. NCBI's taxonomy places the organism in Eukaryota, Fungi, Basidiomycota, Agaricomycetes, Boletales, Serpulaceae.
AUGUGGUCGUCCGUCUUUCUCUCUCUCUUCUCAUGUGUCCUUUUCUCGAACUUCUUCCAAGCAAACAGCAAAGUGCCGAACUUGGGGAAAGACACAGCUCAGCUUCACACUACCGUGACCAAUAACUUAUCCAGAGCAAACAGCUCCGAGCUAUUGGUAGAUAUCAGUAGCAAGCACGUCAAAUGGCUUUCAUACAGCGAUGCUGAAAUGAUAUAUUAUGUUGAUGGCCUGGGUGUUUGUGGUCUUACGAAUGCGCCCAGUGACUUUGUUGUGGCCUUAGAUGCGGAUCUAUACGGCAAUGGACAAUAUUGUUUCUCUACUAUCACUAUCACUUACAACGACAUAUCUAACCAAGCACAUAUAGUUGACGAGGUAUGUGCACUGGCAAAUACUGAUCGUAGCUGGUGUUUCUCAGAUGUUUUCCAGUGUCCUUUUUGUCCGUAUUCUGGCCUCGCCCCUCAGUCAGGGGCUCUUCGAAAGCUUUGUUCCCCUUAG